CGUGUCUGUCUGUCUGUCUGUUGUCUGACUGGAGCUGUGUGUUUUUGUCCGCUCCGCUGUCAAUACCACACUACUAGCCCAAAUAUUAAUGCAAUGCAAUGGGAAUAUAGCGAUCAUGGCUAAUAAUCUAAUUUUGUUAAUUAUUCUUGUCCUGGUUUGCAUAUUUGGAAUUUAUGAUGCUUUGUGGUGUAACUGCACCACAGCCCAGUGUGAGAAGACUGGCUCCCAGUGUGAGACAGACGGGGCCUGCAUGGCCUCCACGUCUUUCAUCAAUGGGCUGGAGCAGCACAUCCGUAUCUGCAUCACCCGGGACAAGCUGGUACCUCCGGGCCAGCCCUUCUACUGCCUGAGCGCUGAGGGCCUCCUCUACACACACUGCUGCUACACUAACUACUGCAACAGCCUCGACCUCAAAGUAACCUCUGUGACGUCUCGGCCAGGCCUGGGGGGUGUUUUUGGCCCUGAUGCUAAAUGGGGUCCAGUGGAGCUGGUAGCAGUGGUCGCAGGGCCCGUCUGCCUGCUGUGUGUGCUGCUAAUCAUGGGUGUGUUCCUGUUCCAGUACCACCAGCAAGCCUACAGCCACAGGCAGAGGCUGGAGGUGGAGGACCCCUCCUGUGACCAUCUCUACAUGGCCAAGGACAAGACCCUGCAGGACCUCAUUUACGACAUGUCCACCUCUGGAUCAGGCUCCGGCCUCCCUCUGUUUGUCCAGCGAACAGUGGCCAGGACCAUCGUGCUGCAGGAGAUUAUAGGGAAAGGGCGUUUCGGGGAAGUGUGGCGCGGCCGCUGGAGAGGAGGAGACGUGGCGGUGAAGAUCUUUUCGUCCAGAGAGGAACGCUCCUGGUUCCGCGAGGCUGAGAUCUACCAGACCAUUAUGCUGCGCCACGAAAACAUCCUGGGAUUCAUCGCCGCCGACAACAAAGAUAAUGGCACAUGGACCCAGCUGUGGCUGGUGUCAGACUACCACGAAUACGGCUCUCUGUUUGACUACCUGAACCGUUACUCCAUCACCAUCGAGGGAAUGAUCAAACUGGCACUGUCUGCUGCCAGCGGCCUGGCACACCUGCACAUGGAGAUCCUGGGCACACAGGGUAAGCCUGGUAUUGCCCACCGGGACCUCAAGUCUAAGAACAUCCUGGUGAAGAAAAACAGUACCUGUGCCAUUGCUGACCUGGGGCUGGCCGUGCGCCAUGAGUCCACCACCGACACCAUAGACAUCGCCCCCAACCAGAGAGUGGGCACAAAGAGGUACAUGGCCCCUGAGGUUCUGGAUGAGAGCAUCAACAUGAGGCAUUUUGAUUCGUUUAAGUGUGCAGACAUCUACGCUCUGGGCCUGGUUUACUGGGAGAUCACACGCCGCUGCAGCGCUGGAGGUAUCCAUGAGGAGUACCAGCUACCGUACUUUGACCUGGUGCCCUCUGACCCCUCCAUAGAGGAGAUGAGGAAGCUGGUGUGUGACCAGAAGCUACGGCCCAACGUGCCCAACUGGUGGCAGAGCUACGAGACCCUGCGUGUGAUGGGGAAGAUCAUGAGGGAGUGUUGGUACGCCAACGGAGCUGCCCGCCUCACCGCCCUGCGCAUCAAGAAGACCCUGUCCCAGCUGAGUGUCCAGGAGGACAUCAAAGUCUGAGAGGGCCCUAUCCCAAAGAUCUGAGGAGAGCACUGGGGACUCUGUCCUGCACUAAAAAAUACUGAGAGAGAUAGAGGGACAGUGUCUUUUCAAAGAACGCACAAAUGUAAACAAACAAAAAAACAUUACAUGACUCUCCUGCCAGUUUUUGUUUUUAAAGCCACCACCGCCUGAGUUGUGACAAACCCUACCUCGUCUAUUCAGCCAAAACUACUGGCAACCCCUGUCCAUCCCUUGCCCCCAACCUAUCCCACCAUUCUGACCCACAAACCUGUUCCUGCAGCCCCCUUCUCUGUUCUGUUCCUACUAAAAUGACUGCAAUUACUGAUAUUACUACUACUCCCGAUAAUGCCCAUGUUAAUCUCAAUGGCAGGAUAAACACUGAGUGUACAAAACCAUUAAGAACACCUUCCUAAUAUUGGGGUGGAACCCCCCCACCCCUUUCCCUAAGAACAGCCUCAAUUCAUGUUGACUCCAAUGCUUCCCACAGCUGUGUCAAGUU
Molecule: messenger RNA, 2132 nt
Organism: Oncorhynchus mykiss (rainbow trout)
Lineage: Eukaryota; Metazoa; Chordata; Actinopteri; Salmoniformes; Salmonidae
Product: activin receptor type-1B
Biological process (GO): protein phosphorylation; cellular response to growth factor stimulus; cell surface receptor protein serine/threonine kinase signaling pathway
Cellular component (GO): signaling receptor complex; plasma membrane
Molecular function (GO): ATP binding; transmembrane receptor protein serine/threonine kinase activity
Source: RefSeq, a predicted model, not a curated record